Chara braunii is the source of this 4288-nucleotide messenger RNA. The record is from the annotation of a GenBank genome assembly. NCBI's taxonomy places the organism in Eukaryota, Viridiplantae, Streptophyta, Charophyceae, Charales, Characeae.
GCUGAAAUUCCCCCCUUCGCUCUUUCAAUACUGUAUGCGUGCGCGCUUGUUCGUUCGGUGAACUGCACUAAUUAGUUGAUUGCUUGAUUGAUCGAUCGGUUGGUUGGGCCCUGAUUACUUGGAAACCCUCCACUUGCCGUGAUACAGCUCCAGCUGCAGACUCAAGGGAGAGUGGUGGACGCGGGGACGGCUGCGCAUCCCCGAGACCUGCGUCGCCUUAUCUUCUGUGGGCUCCAUUGCCACCGAUACCCGUCAGCGAUUCGUUGAGAGCGAUCUGAGAAGGAGGAGCUGGUUUGUGUGUGUCUGUUCGUUUGUGUGUGUGUGUGUGUGUGUGUGUGUGUGUGUGUGUGUGUGUGUGAGAGAGAGAGAGAGAGAGAGAGAGAGAGAGAGAGAGAGAAGGCUGUACGUAGGUAAUUAAUUUACGUGGAAGUGAGCCAAGGGGAGAAGAAGGAAUAAGCGGAAAGCAAUCAUGCUGUACCGCGUGGCAUCGCCGAACCAGUACCUGGUUCGGACGGGAUGGGGCAUCAAGGAUGUCCGCGUGACCAAGAAAGGCUGGGUAUGGCCGGGGCAGCGGGGUGUGUUCUUCGACAUGACGCCGGCGAAUUACACGCUGAGCUUGCAGGCCAUGACCAUGGAGAAGCUGGAGUUUCUGACUCCAGCCGUGUUCACAAUUGGCCCGCACGACGAGCCAGAGGCUCUGAAGCGGUAUUCAAAGCUUUUGGCUUUGCAAGAUCGAGGAGGUGCGGACAACCAUGUGUCGGAGUUGGUGAAGGGUGUGAUUGAGGGAGAGACUCGCGUCCUUGCUGCGAGCAUGACGAUGGAGGAGAUCUUCAAUCAGAGAAAGCUUUUCAAGGAGACCGUCACUCGCAAUAUCCAAUUGGAGCUGGAUCAGUUCGGCUUGUUCAUAUACAAUGCCAAUAUCAAGCAGCUGCAGGAUACGCCUGGGUCAGAAUACUUCCAGUACAUGCGAAGCAAGACACACGAAGGAGCCGUCAACCAGGCAAAAGUGGAUGUGGCAGAAGCUCGCUACCGGGGAGAUGUGGGGGAGAAAGAGCGGUCAGCAUUAACGCGUCAGCAAGUGCACCGCAUUGAAGCAGAGACUGUCUCGUUCGAGAAUGAGAAAAAACGAGAAAUGGCAGAGUCGGAGGCAUCUCUUCUUGUCCAGAAAGCGGAUUACAGCAGAAGGGUGGAAAUUGCUAGGGUUGAAGCGCAACAAGCAAAGGCCAUCAGGGAGACAGAGCUUCAAAGGCAGGUGGAGGAGCGAAGGCAACUGGCAGAAACAGAGCGUCUGCGGGCAGAGAUGGUGUCAAAAGCCAUUGCAGAAAGGGAGAGCGUCAUGCAGAAAUCAGAUGCCAGUCUGUACAAGGAACAAAAAGCAGCAGAAGCUGCGCUGUAUGCCAAGGUGAAGGAGGCAGAGGGCGCACUUUUGGAGAUGCAGAAGAGGGCUGAUGGUAGUCUUUACAGCCAACAGAAGCAGGCGGAGGGACUUUACCUGAUCGCCAAGGCUCAAGCGGACGGAAUGCGCGAACUCAUUUCGGCCUUCAACGGAGAUAUUUCGGCGACUCUGCAGUACGUGAUGAUCGAGAAGAGGAUGUUCCAAGAGCUGGCGGCCGCAAAUGCCAAGGCCAUCCAAGGGCUUAACCCGAAAAUCACCGUCUGGACCACAGGUGGGACCGGGACCGAUGGUAAAGCAGAGGGCUCUGCCUCCCUUAAGCCGAUCCACGACAUUUUCCAGAGCCUUCCUCCGCUUUUCUCAACAAUCCAGGAGCAGACGGGGAUCGAGCCGCCGAAGUGGGUGGCCAGCAUGGCACCAAAUGCCGGCCCCUAUGCUGUGUCAAACUGAGGCAGCUGUGCGGAACGUCUACCGCACAAGAAAAGAACUCUUUCCCUGGCCACGGAGCCGAGAAGAUUCCGCAAACAUCGCAGAAAAGGUGUAUCAUCCCCAUGGCAUCCAUCCCGAUGCCGCAACACGCAGUCUUGUGACGCAUAUGAUAGAACCAAGUGGUCAUCUGACUAUAUGCAUCUGGAUUCGAACACGGGGAUGAAUUUCAAUUUCCAACACUUCAUGGAUGUGCCCACUGAGUUAUCCCAAAUACAUCCCCCUUGGUCAACCGAAGUGGUUAUCCGACUCUGCAUCUGGAUUCGAACAUGGGGCUGUAUUUCAAUUUUCAACUGUUCAUGGAUGUACCCACUAAGUUAUCCCAAAUACAUUCCCGUUGGUCGAACAAAGUGGUUAUCUGACUGCCCCCGUUGCUUUAACGAAGUGGUUAUCAGCUUCAAGCGUUCAGCAAUUUGCUCUCGGCGGACAGAAAGAACAUUGCCGCAGAGUCGGCAAAUCAUUACCAUGUUUUGAAGCUCGUUCAGGAGCGCAGGGGGUGGCUCCUUCCCUGCACACAGCUAUAGCAUAGCGGGUGGCUCCAUACCCCUGUAGUCUAUGCGGAUUCGUAGUCCUCCCCCCCUGUUGGAUCAUUUUAAGCCUUUUGGUCUUAUUUCGAUCGAACAGAUUAUGUUUCUACAUGGGCCGUCAAUGGCACAGGAACAUGCUUAUCCUUUAGUGAUGUGCAGCAGGGGCACCCUUAGUUCACCUGGGCCCCCUUUCUACCCCUCCUACCGCGUUAACCACCACCUCCUUCGUGUACUCCUACCCCACCACCUCCUUCGUGUACUCCUACCCCACUACCUCCUUCGUGUACUCCUACCCCACCACCUCCUUCGUGUACUCCUACCCCAGUUCUACUUCGGACUCCCUGCAAAUUGCCACCAUUGCCUGGCAGGACCUGAUACCUGAUAUUCUGCAGAUUCACUUGAGCAGUAAGGGAAAGCCAUAAAGCUUGGGUUAUAGCAUUGUACUGUUUGUACAUAUAUAUUAUAUAAAUGAUAGGGUGACAAAGCUACCACACUUUUUUACUUCUUUUUUUUUCUACUUCUUUUUUUUUUUUAUGGACCUGCCCGAACACAGACGGGACACCUACCACCACUCUUGUUUACAUAACUAUUUAAACUUCUUAAGAUCCCCUAUAGACUUGAUGGUGUUCAUCUGGAGGCCUCUUCCUGAUAAGACCGUCCGUAGUACCAUUACAUUUGAUGAGUAUUACAUAUGUGCGACACUGCUUGUCUUAUGCGCAUUGCGCAAGUAUUUUCCUCCCGUCGACGUUGAGGUGCUGCUGAAUCAGUUCUCAGGGCAAGCUUAGACACCCUCUGUACCGUCCCUUCGCAUUUUCAAGACACUGUCUAUCCGCCGACUCGGUGCCGAGUUUGUCGUUUGCCCGGCCAGCUUCCCUCUUGCAUCUCUUUAUAAUGUCCUGCUCCUGAUGUCACUUGGCUGUCCGGCAUGCAUUUAGUUUUGUUCCCUCCUCUCCCUCCCACACACACACCCAGGCCCCCACUUUUUCGUUCCCUCUUGGGUUCGAGAACCCCUUUACCUUAUACUCCGCUUGGUUGGUUUGCCGUGAUUAGCGCUUGCACGAUGAGCUGUUGAAUGAAGCAACAGCUUGGUGUACAUUCAUUAGGAUCGCUCGCUGCUUCGAUGCGAUGUCUAGCUAGAUCUAUAUGGCACUUGCUUUCCAACAGCUUAGUGUGCAUUCAUUAUGAUCGCUCGCUGCUUCGGUGCGAUGUCUAACUAGAUCUAUUUGGCACUCGCCUUCCUCACACAGUACUUGAGGUAUGUGUCUCCACCAUUCAUAGAAUGUGUGCCACAUGUAUGUCUCCCAUCUCCUUGAGAUUUUGCCUAGUCGAAUACUCUUUACCAGAAUGUGCUUGCAUUUUUUUUUUUUUUUUUUUUUUUUUAACCUCCUGCUUCAAGUGCCACAGAGGCCGCUGACAAGAGCAGCUGCUCCCUGUGGUGCUUCCCACAGCCAGCUCCGAAUCCGUGAAUCCUCCGAUCUAUUGCUGAGGAGCUGCACGUGCUGGAAACUGGGUCCAGUGUCCCCUUGAAUAUAACGAGUUGUAUCAUGUAUGUCUCCGUGUGCGUAUUUUUCAUGAGGAGGGUUUCGACAUUGCUCAACUGUCAGUUUACGCAGGUUUUGCUCAGAGCUUUCUUUGGGAAGUUAAGUUCUGUACGGUUUUAUAUCAAGUUAAGUUCUGACGGAUAGAAGCUCGUGUACGGUUUUUUUAUUUAGUUUAGUCUGACGGUUUUUUUUUAUAAGAGUUAUUCAACUUAUUCUUACUCGUCCGUUACUUUCAAAGAUUGGUUUUUUAUAAAGUUUUCUGAACUUUUUUCUGACAGUUUUUGAUAGAGUCACUGUUCUUACUCGUUAUCGUCGAGGACGGCUAUUUAGUAUUUACAGAG